GAAGUCUUUCGUUCGCGGCGCUAUUUCUGUAUUAUCCGCAAAGUAUGCGGGAAUACAAGUUAGUUGUGCUUGGUAGCGGUGGUGUUGGGAAGAGUGCCCUCACUGUUCAGUUUGUGCAAGGAAUUUUCGCUGAAAAGUAUGACCCCACUAUCGAAGAUAGCUAUCGGAAGCAGGUUGAGAUUGAUUCCCAACAAUGCAUGCUAGAGAUUCUAGAUACAGCUGGAACUGAGCAAUUUACGGCGAUGAGGGAUCUUUACAUGAAAAACGGACAGGGGUUUCUGCUAGUUUAUUCAAUCACAUCACAGGCUACAUUCACUGACCUUAUUGAUCUGCGGAAACAAAUUCUUCGUGUCAAAGAUGUUGAUGAGUUUCCACUAGUUCUGGUUGGAAAUAAAUGUGACUUGGAAGAUGAAAGAAGUGUGGGUACAGAACAGGGAAGAAACUUGGCGAAUGAGUGGAAGUGUCAUUUCGCAGAGACUAGUGCCAAGACUAGAUCUAAUGUAAAUGAGGUGGGUAAUCUACGUUGUUUUGUACCUUCUAAUGAAAAUUAGUGUCUUUAUACACUUGUAUACACUUCAUUUGAAUUGGUUACUCAGUUUUAGGAGUAAGAGUCCUCCAGUCUUUGUACUGGAACUCGUUGCUGUCUCCUGUCAGUCCUAAUUUACUUGUAUGUGUUUCGAUUGUCCAGUGUUUAGCAAUAAAGUAGUAAUAGGAUUUAUAUUAUUCCAAUUAGACCCAAGCAUUUUAAGGUUGCGAUUAUCUCUUCAUUUGGAGUUUAUUCUAAAUAGACCGUUAAAUAUCUGCAGUAUAAGCCCCAAUAAUGUACUUUAGUUUACACUAAUGUAUUUUGUAAGCUAGUAUGCGGUCUCAUUCACUCUGAUGUACAAAUUAAAUAAACGUCUUGAACACAAAUCAGUCAUGAUUGCGGCGAGACUACAAUUAAUGAACGAACUAGUCAGAUUUAUGGUGGUAGGUCUUAGAUUUUGGCGCGAGAUUCAUCCGCUCAUUUGGCUAAAUACCAUUUCGGCAUUAUAGCUAAUGUCAGUUCGUAGUGAAAAUAUUAAAUAUAAUAUCUAAUCUUAACAUUCAGAUGUCAAUCCUAAUCCUAGUUCCACGUACUAAUUUACAACCUUCAUUUAACCCUAGUUAGUAAAUGAACACUUCCAGGGUCAUUUUGGUGUUGCUCAAAGGUCGUCCAUAAACUAUAGCGCCACCGCACUCAAUUUUACAACGAUUAGUACAGUAAGCCGUAUCAACGAUUUUUGACGAGACACAAACGUCCGAAAGUAUAGGUUUACCCGUUCUUCUGAGAUGAUUUUCAGGUGUUGUGGUUUGAAACCAUGACGAGGCGGUUCAUUACUUUCAAUGCCAAGUCUGUAUUGUUAAACCAAGCCUCUCCGUCACUUAAUCACACCUCACUAGGUUAAAAUUAUGAUGUGAGCUCUCCAGAACAUAAUUUUAGCCCCUCAGUGAUGAGGACUAUGAAACUAGUAGUGAGGUACUACUUCACUUCGUUUUCCAUAUGUUUAUUAUUUAUUUAUUUAAACACAAAUAUUAGUACAAGGAAGCACCAGAUAAAUAUGCGCUUCACAAAUCUCAUUCGAUUUACUUGAGGGCUGUGAUACUGCCCAGGUGCCCAGACUGAAGCAGGUGGUUUCCUUAGGGGGCCACACCCGGAGCCUUUGACCUAAAGGUCUAGUCCACAAGGCAGUGAAGCAUCGUAAGGAGAUGCAGUCCCAUGGUAGCCGUUGACCAAUAACAGGUUCGUCCGCCAUUCGUUCCAUCAGGAUACUGGAGCCCAUGUGCACCAUUGGUUUGGAACCAGGGUUUUCCAACUCCCCUAGGUGGAAUUUCCAUAUCCACCAACCCGGUUUAAGCUCCGGGCAUUCGCUUUUCCUCCUCUCAAUUUCGUAAUCAACAUCCCUGCCUCGAGAAGGCAGUGAGUAGGACUUCCCUGUCAGAGGCUAUAUAUUCGCGUGGCCAUAUGAGAGCAUUUCUAAAGAGAGAGCGGGCUUUCCCCACUCUCGGCCGUACCAGGGCAUUUGGGGACAUAUGUGGAGAAAUUUGAACACUUCAUAUGUACCUGAACUUUGUUCUGAUGAUAUUGUUCAGAAAAACGAUCGAACUAUCCAGCUCAGAGAACAAAACCGUAUCCAAAAAAUACGAGUCUCGUAUAGACGACAGAAAUCAGUGUUCAGACUUUUUAAAGGCAGUCAAACUUAUGUUAUCCUAUCUGCAUUAGUGUGGGAAUUUAUGGAAAGCUACAAAUGUUUUCAAAAAGGCUGGUUCAUAAUUCGUAUUCAAUAGUAGCACUCAACUUUCGGUUAGUCAGUGACUUGAGGUCGUUCAGAUAGAACAGGGUUUCCACCAUACACAAGCUGCUGUAUGAGUUGAAGAAUAAGGAAAUACACAAUAUGGGGAAAAAGCAAUGGACGAUUGAAGUGAUGCUAAAUAAGAACGAAUGUUAUCGAAUAACUGUAAGUAUACUAAUGAUUGAAGCGAGAAUAAUUUUUUUUUCCAGUUAUAGUAUUAUUAUUAUUAUUAUUAUUUAAACACAUAUAUAUUGGUACAAAAGGGCACCAGCUACAUAUGCGCCACACAAAAUAAUUUGUGUGUGGGCUGUGAUAUUGCCCAGGUGCCCGAACCGAAGCAGGUGGUUUUCUUAGGGGACCACACCCCGAGCCUUUGACCUAAAGGUCUGAUCCACAAGGCAGUGGAGCAUCGUGAGGAGAUGCAGUCCCAUGGUAGCCGUUGACCAAUGACAGGUUCUUCCGCCAUUCGUUCCAUCAGGAUACUGGAGCCCAUGUGCACCAUUGGUUUGGAAUCAGGGUUUUCCAACUCCCCUAGGUGGACCCUCCAUAUCCACCAACCCGGUUAAAGCGCCAGACAUUCGCUUUUCCAGUUAUAGUCAUAAGUCGGAUCCUUUAUGUACUAAGAUACCACCUGGGUGCCCAGACCGAAGCAGGUAGUUUUCUUAGCCAUCUAGUCCCCGAGCCUUUGACUUGAAGACAGCGACCUUGGGGAUGCUGUUUCAUGGUAGCCUGUGAUCAACAACAGAUUCAUACGUCAUUUAUUCCUUAAGGAUACUUGAAUCCAUGUUAACAAUUUAUUUAGAAUCAGGGUCUUCCAACUCUCCUAGGUGGGUCCUCCGUACCCAUCGGGCUUCCCUAGGAGUUUCUGUACAAGCAAAAGCACUACUACAGUAUUGUGAGUAUUCUUUUGUUGCAUGUGCUUGACUUCUAUACUCUUUCUUAAAGACCAAAAGUUGAGUAGCUCACUCCCAUUUUUUAUAGGCUUUUCCUCUUGGUAUUAGUUGAGAAUGUCAAGAAGAAAUACCUAAAACUGAAAAGUGAAUCGCAGGGUUUCAAAGUGUGUGUUAUUACAUCCUGGAGACCUGCUCAAUGUAGUUUUUGGUGUCAUCGUUACAACCACUUGGUUACUAAUACAUUGUUUCCGAGGUUAACCUGGUCAUCCACAGAACUGUUAAGAAUCUAAUAAGUCGAAAUCAUUUCAUUUCCGGCAAUCAUCUUCUGCUAAUAUGACCAUUCGUUAAUUUGCUUCAUUUUUUGUUUUUCUUGUAAUCUCAGUUCGCUCUUAAGUACUUAACUAUUUAGUCCGUCGAGUUCCUCAAAGUUAAAUUCAUCGAAGUUUAUAAUGAUUUCGAAUAUUUUAUUAUUCAGAUAUUUCACGAUCUCGUUCGUCAAAUUAAUGCGAAGACACCCAAUCCUGCUUCAAAGUCAUCAAAGAAAUCGAAAUGCUGCUGUCUCUGAAGUGGCAGUUUUGUAUGCUUUUAAUAUCUUGUUGUUUAUUUUCUCGUCUAUUAAGCGACCAAGCUUCACUAACUUACGUUUGAAGGCGCAUUACUAACUUUUUUCUAACUUCGUAUAGUAAUUAUACCCUUACUGUUUUAACUCGCUGGUCUCAUUUUUUAAAAUCUAGUAUAUUAUGUUGACUUUAUUUGUCUCAGCCCAUCUGACGUUUCUUAUAGUUCUCACGAAGACAGUUUUGCUUCAGUUGCCUACUUCUUGACUAAAGAAGUCCUAAUCAAAAUAUGCCGUUUGAUUAGUAAUAUUUUAAUCCUCACUUUUUGUUUCUUUCGACUUCGGUGUCAGAAUGUUUUGUAAUUUUCACGCUUUUUGCCUUAUACAAACUUCGGUAUUUUUAAUUUUCAAUGGUCCAAUGUUGUUCAGUUAAAGUUGUGUAUAGUUUUUAACUGUAUUUCUUUUGCUAACUUUGUUUUGUUACCACAUGUAUCGGCGAUACCCCUUUGUUUUUUUAUUUAACAUUAAUAUCCGCUAUCAGCGAUCUCAAUCAUUUUUAAAACAUUAAAUUUAAAAGAAAUUGCUAAUAUACCAUUUUAGUAAAACUGGCU
Messenger RNA from Schistosoma rodhaini, 4372 nucleotides. Lineage: Eukaryota; Metazoa; Platyhelminthes; Trematoda; Strigeidida; Schistosomatidae. The record is from the annotation of a GenBank genome assembly.